CCAGGUAUCAAUAGUACGAGAAGUACAAGUAGUAAAUAAUAUUCUGAUUUAUCAACGCCGGCUCGGCCAGGUGGUGAACCAUGAAGAAGAUGUAGGGCGGAAUCCGCAGGUUCUACGAGCAGGACGUGGAGAUGAAGAAGGAAUUUUUCGGCCGCGACCCGACCAAGAAAGUCGUCUACAACGUACAACAACUUCGAUCUGUACAACGCACCCGCCGCCAACUGGCGUGAGUAUCACAUGGCUCCGGAUCCGCCAGUGCCGGUGGAACUACCGGCUUGCUGCAGGGAAAUCCUGACGGAGUACUCCGGGGAGAUGAAGAAGUUGGGAGAUUUGCUGUUUCAGCUGUUGUCCGAGGCUCUGGGUUUGAGGUCAAAUCAUCUCAAAGAGAUUGGUUGUGUGGAGGGAAUUGUGAUGGGGUGUCAUUACUAUCCGGCCGGAACUCACGAUAGGAUUGGGAAAACAUUCCAAUCUCGACUUUGCCACUGUCCUCCUACAGGAUCACAUCGGAGGGCUUCAGGUUCUUCAUCGGAAUCAAUGGGUCGAUGUGCCUUACUCUUUUGGAGGUUUGGUGAUUAACAUCGGAGAUCUGCUUCAGGCAAGUUCCUUAUUUAGUUAUUUUGUUGUUGUGGAAAGUUGACUUAAUUCUUCGAGACUCGUAACAUGCAUAACGGUCCAACAUUUUUUCCCCAGUUGAUAUCGAACGAUGUGUUUAUAAGCGUGGAGCACAGAGUGGUGGCAAAAAGUGUUGGGCCAAGAGUGUCGAUAGCAUCACUUUUCGGCACAUGACUUUCACCGAAUCCGAAGAUCUAUGGGCCGAUAAAGGAGUUGGUGUAGGAAGAUAAUCCGCCGAUAUACAAGGAAAACACGAUGCACAACUACGGUGCCCGCUACUUUGAAAAAGGUCUUGAUGGGAGCUCUACAUUGCUUCAGUUUAAGCUAUGAGGGUCGAGUUGCUAAAUAUCUAUGCGAAACUUAAGAUUUACGUAAUGUAUUUUAGACAUAUAAUCCAUUUGUGAGAUAUCAAUGGCCCCUACUACAAUAAGAGGCCUUGAUGAUGGGUUCUUUACUUGGGCACAUUUGGAUACUUUAAUGCUAGUCGGAUAUGCAAUGUAAAAAUUUCUUAUAGUUGAAGCGCAAUUGUUUUGAAAGUCGUUUCUCUCCCAUAUUUACUGUGAGAGUAAUAAGUUUGCGGACUAUUUAAUCAAUUAUAACCAUUGUUUGUCUCCAAGCAUCUACACGAUUUCGAUUUUGGAUCCUGCCCUUAACCAUUUUCUGUUGUAUGACUGUCAUGAGCUUUCUGAACUAUGUUUGAUGUUGUAUAAAAGCUAAAAUGCUUUGCUUGUUUUUUUAUUGGUAAUUGAUUUCCAAUAAUUUUAACACAUACCAAUUUAGAGUUGUAGUGGUAAGCCAAUGUCAUUCUAUUCAAAGAUUCUCUUGCUGCUCUAGAAUAUAACAAUUGGCCUUUAUACAAGUUAAAUUAUCUUCCGGGAAAGACAAGAAGGGAGCUAGCAAAUCCUUUGGCCACAAUACUUAUCAAACCACUCCAGCUUCUACUAAUCCACAGGAUAGAGUGAGAACUCUCCAAGCUGAAAUCGUAUAGUCUUUCUUAAGAAGAGUCUUGACCUAUUACAAGUGUUUGUAUAUAUCAUGGUUCAAGAAAGCACCCUUAAACUGACGUUUAGACACGCGCCUAGGCUCUAGGCAACACCAAAAUACUUUGGAUUUCGUGGCGACUUAGAAUCAAAAAUAUGUCAUAGAGUAAGAAGACACCUAGGUGAUGCCUAGGCAUAAUUAGACUGAGAUUGGUAGCCAAUAUCAAAGGACAAAAUCAGCAUCAUCUACAAACUCGAUCAUCUAUAUCAAUAGUUUCAAUAGCUCAAGAACUUUAUGAGCUAUUUAGCUAUGUUUAUAUGAGCUUGUGAGCUAGCUUGUGAGCUAUUUCUCUUGUUGUUAAGUGUUAAGUAAGUUAUUAAUCAAUCAAACUGAAGUAGGGAGUGCAACAAUUUUUAUUUCUUUCAUUAUAUGAUAUAAAUUGCUAAUUUUGCUUUCAAAGUCUAAGCAGGUUAGGUGACGCCUAGGCGAGCUAGAUGUUAGGCAAGACUCCAACAUCCACCUUACAACUAGCUCUUCUUCAACCUUGAUAUAUAUAUGGUGGCGUCUUUGCUGCACUCACUUUUUUGGGUGCAUUCAAUGCACUCACUUCAUAACCGUAAUUUUUAAUUUUAAACAUGCGAUUUAUGUCAAAAUGAUGUCAAUCAUCACUUAUGAUGUGAUGAAUAAUAGAGCACAUGAAUUUGCACAAAAACCAUUAAAGAUUUACUUUAAUU
Linum trigynum is the source of this 2327-nucleotide messenger RNA. NCBI's taxonomy places the organism in Eukaryota, Viridiplantae, Streptophyta, Magnoliopsida, Malpighiales, Linaceae. The record is from the annotation of a GenBank genome assembly.